Molecule: messenger RNA, 2214 nt
Organism: Haliotis rufescens (red abalone)
Lineage: Eukaryota; Metazoa; Mollusca; Gastropoda; Lepetellida; Haliotidae
Product: ribonuclease P protein subunit p14-like
Exons: 7
Coding region: 101-487 (128 amino acids)
Biological process (GO): tRNA 5'-leader removal
Cellular component (GO): ribonuclease P complex
Source: RefSeq, a predicted model, not a curated record
CGUCAUCGGAAGAGGGAAAAUGUCAGCUCCCAUCACCGUGCAUGAUAUGUAACAACGAGUGCUCAACCUGCUUUUGUACCGUUUGACAGAAACGGCUGUCAUGACCGAAGCAACAGGAGAGAAAGGUGCUCAGUACCAACAGGUUGUCAGCAAGGGGCCGCUGCCAUACCAAUACAUUAAAGUCAAACUAGAAUUUGAAGACGGACAGCCUCGAGAUGUGGGAGAGUCACAAUUUAAGGCUCUCAUCAGUAGCAUGGUCAGGGAAGUCUACGGAGAGGUCGGCUGUAGCCUGACCUCAGAUGUGUUGAAGUAUUCACCCAAAGAUUGUUCAGCAAUUCUCAGAGUGACACACAGCAAUGCAGUAAAGGUGUGGAGUUCAUUGACCCUGUGCAGUAGUUUUGAGGGAGAACCAUGUGCUUUUAGAGUUCUGCAGACUUCACCCCAUCUCAUGGCAUUAGCUGUCAAUUCUCGUGACCUUGACUUUUGAUCCAGCGACCUUGAUGUGACAGGCAGAAGAAGUCAAAUGUGAAGAUGCAGAAACAGUGUUUUCUUUUGAAGUAAUACCAUCGCUUGCGACCCGAAAACAAGUGUCCUGCUGAAGUAAUACCAUCGCUCGCAACCUGAAAACAAGUGCCCUGCUGAAGUAAUACCAUCACUCGCAACCUGAAAACAAGUGUCCCGCUGAAGUAAUACCAUCACUCACAACCUGAAAACAAGUGUCCUGCUGAAGUAAUACCAUCACUCACAACCUGAAAACAAGUGUCCUGCUGAAGUAAUACCAUCACUCACAACCUGAAAACAAGUGUCCUGCUGAAGUAAUACCAUCACUCGCAACCUGAAAACAAGUGUCCUGCUGAAGUAAUACCAUCACUCACAACCUGAAAACAAGUGUCCUGCUGAAGUAAUACCAUCACUCACAACCUGAGAACAAGUGUCCUGCUGAAGUAAUACCAUCACUCGCAACCUGAAAACAAGUGUCCUGCUGAAGUAUUACCAUCACACACAACCUGAAAACAAGUGUCCUGCUGAAGUAAUACCAUCACUCGCAACCUGAAAACAAGUGUCCUGCUGAAGUAAUAAUACCAUCACUCACAACCUGAAAACAAGUGUCCUGCUGAAGUAAUACCACCACACACAGCCUGAAAACAAGUGUCCUGCUGAAGUAGUACCAUCACUCGCAACCUGAAAACAAGUGUCCUGCUGAAGUAAUACCAUCACUCGCAGCCUGAAAACAAGUGUCCUGCUGAAGUAAUAACAUCACUCACAACCUGAAAACAAGUGUCCUGCUGAAGUAAUACCAUCACUCACAACCUGAAAACAAGUGUCCUGCUGAAGUAAUACCAUCACACACAGCCUGAAAACAAGUGUCCUGCUGAAGUAAUAACAUCACUCACAACCUGAAAACAAGUGUCCUGCUGAAGUAAUACCAUCACUCACAACCUGAAAACAAGUGUCCUGCUGAAGUUAUACCAUCACACACAACCUGAAAACAAGUGUCCUGCUGAAGUAAUACCAUCACACACAACCUGAAAACAAGUGUCCUGCUGAAGUAAUACCAUCACUCGCAACCUGAAAACAAGUGUCCUGCUGAAGUAAUACCAUCACUCGCAACCUGAAAACAAGUGUCCUGCUGAAGUAAUACCAUCACUCACAACCUGAAAACAAGUGUCCUGCUGAAGUAUUACCAUCACUCACCACCUGAAAACAAGUGCCCUGCUGAAGUAAUACCAUCACACACAACCUGAAAACAAGUGUCCUGCUGAAGUAAUAUCAUUGCCCGCAACCUGAAAACAAGUGUCCUGCUGAAGUAAUAUCAUUGCCCGCAACCUGAAAACAAGUGUCCUGCUGAAGUAAUACCAUCACUCACAACCUGAAAACAAGUGUCCUGCUGAAGUAAUACAAUCACUCACAACCUGAAAACAAGUGCCCUGCUGAAUUUAUACCAUCACUCACCACCUGAAAAAGUGUCCUGCUGAAGUAAUGCCAUCACUCACAACCUGAAAACAAGUGUCCUGCUGAAGUAAUACCAUCACUCACAACCUGAAAACAAGUGUCCUGCUGAAGUAAUACCAUCACUCGCAACCUGAAAACAAGUGUCCUGCUGAAGUAAUACCAUCACUCGCAACCUGAAAACAAGUGUCCUGCUGAAGUAAUACCAUCACUCGCAACCUGAAAACAAGUGUCCUGCUGAAGUAAUACCAUCACUCACAACCU